AUGGAGUACGAUUGCAUCCUGCUGCUGUGGAUCAGUAUCUUACUUCCAGGUCAGCAGCAAUGUUUCAGCAUCGACACGAGGAGACCCAGGAUCAUUGAAGGCUCCAAGGAGGCUCAGUUUGGCUAUACAGUACAGCAGCAUGAGGCAGAAGGCCAAAAGUGGCUCCUGGUCGGUGCACCUUUCGAGAGCAGUGGCGAUCACCAAACAGGAGAUGUGUAUAAAUGUCCCAUGGACAGUGACAGCAAAACUAAUUGCACACGGCUCAACUUAGGGAAGGUAUCCCUAGAAAAUGUGUCAGAACGCAAGGACAACAUGAGACUAGGGAUGACUCUGGCCUCAAACCCCAAUGAUAACAGCUUUGUGGCCUGUGGUCCAUUGUGGUCAUAUGAGUGCGGCAGUUCUCUGUACAGCACUGGCAUCUGUUCCAGCGUCAACAGCACCUUCAGCUUCACGCACAACAUUGCCCCAGCAUUCCAGAGAUGUGAGACAUAUAUGGACAUUGUUAUUGUUCUGGAUGGAUCUAACUCCAUAUACCCGUGGUACGAAGUGCAGGACUUCCUCAUCAACGUCCUUAAGAAGUUUUACAUUGGGCCUAAUCAGAUUCAGGUUGGAGUGGUUCAGUAUGGUGAGAGGGUGGUGCAUGAGUUCCAGCUGAAUGACUAUGUAACAGUGGAGGAGGUGGUGAGAGCAGCCCAGAACAUAAACCAACGGGGCGGUGAGGAGACGCGUACAGCUCUUGGUAUCAAUGUUGCACGGUCACAGGCAUUUAAGCGUGGUGGUCGUCAUGGGGCCAGGAAGGUGAUGAUUGUGAUCACUGAUGGAGAGUCCCAUGACAGCCCUGACUUACAGACUGCUGUAGAGGACAGCGAGAAGGAAAACAUUACCAUGUACGGCAUUGCUGUUCUUGGCUACUACAAUCGCCGUGGGAUAAAUCCUGAUAAAUUUCUUCGAGAGAUCAAAUUCAUCGCCACAGAUCCAGAGGAACAUUUCUUCAGUGUGACUGAUGAAUCUGCUCUAAAGGACAUUGUGGAUGCACUGGGAGAGAAGAUCUUCAGCCUGGAAGGAACUGACCAGAAUGGAACUGCAUUUGGGUUGCAGAUGUCCCAGGCUGGUUUCUCUUCACACAUUGUGGAGGAUGGGGUGUUAGUGGGAGCAGUGGGGGCAUAUGACUGGAAUGGAGCUGUUCUUAAAGAGACAAAGCAUGGCAAAGUGAUCCCACCCAAAUCCUCAUACCUUCAAGAGUUUCCUGAGGAGCUGAAAAACCAUGGAGCUUAUCUCGGCUACACGGUGUCCUCAGUGGUAUCGGAUCAGCAUGGACAGCUCUAUGUGGCCGGAGCCCCUCGCUUUAAUCACACAGGGAAAGUCAUCGUCUUCACCAUGACCAAUAGUGGAAACCUCACCAUUCUACACUCUCUCAAAGGACAACAGAUUGGCUCCUAUUUUGGCAGUGAGGUGGCCCCGCUGGAUCUGAAUGAGGAUGGACUAACUGAUUUCCUCUUGGUGGCAGCACCUAUGUUUUUAAGUCAAGGUUGGGAGAAGGGAAAGGUUUACGUCUAUGAGUUAACUGAAAAGGGAUACUUUAUUUUAAAUAGGGAACUGGAAGCAUUAGAUCAAGCACAAAACUCUCGCUUUGGAUCUGCCAUGUCUUCCAUCCCUGACCUUAACGGUGACAUGUACAGAGAGCUAGUGGUGGGUGCACCAUUGGAGGAUGACCACAGGGGGGCGAUUUAUCUCUUUUAUGGCCAACACAAUGGGAUCCAAAGGAUGCACAAGCAGAGGAUCGGUGGGGUGGAUGUGUCUCCUGGUUUGCAGUAUUUCGGUCGCAGUGUUCACGGGGUGAUGGAUGUUAAUGGAGAUGGGCUGGUGGAUUUGUCUGUUGGCUCCUUGGGUGCUGCUGUCAUUCUCUGGUCUCGCAGCGUUGUCCGUGUGUACAUGAGUGUUCAUUUUGAGCCUGCGAAGAUCAAUGUGUUUGUUAAGGACUGUGUUCGCUGGGGUAAAGAGGUCACCUGCAUGUCUGCCAUCGUGUGUUUAAAUGUCACUGCACGGACACCUAUGCCUGAGACACAAGCCGUGGCUCUCAGGUAUAGCUCCUCCAUCGAAGAGCAGAGGUACAGCCCUAGAGCUGUCCUGGACAGUGUGGAUGGAUCUCAGCCCAGGAAUGUCACUCUUCUGCCCGGGAAUGAGCACUGCCAGCAUGUCUACUUCCAUGUGCAUGAGACGACAGACUACACAAGGCCCAUCGUCUUCACCGUGGAGGUGGGGCUGCAGGACCCAGAGGAAGGCCCAGUCCUGGAUGAUGGCUGGCCCACAGUGCUUCGCACUAAUCUCCCUUUCUGGAAUGGAUGUGAUGAAGAUGAUCAAUGCAUUCCAAACCUGAGUCUACAGAGUAGCUCUAAUUUACUGGACCGUAGGCAGUUCUGUGGACUAAAGGAGCGUGCCAGAUGGAUGGUGUGUCGCCAGCAGGGGGCAACAGCAGUUGAAUCUGAACGUGUGGUGGAGGCCAGUCGUAGGAAGAUGUUGGUGGAUGUCCAUUUGGAGAACAGAGGAGAGAAUGCCUACAACACUGUACUCAUCAUCUCCCACUCUCCCAACCUACUCUUUUCCAGCCUCAUGGUGAAGGGUAACUCUGACGUGCAGAUUGACUGUCAAGCUGCAGAUGGACACGGCUUUCAGAGGAGCUGUAACGUCAGUGCCCCGUUUAUGAGGUCACAAGCCCAGGUAUCUUUCCGUCUUGAAUUUGAGUUCAGCAGAUCAAUCUUUCUGGAUCAUGUGAGAGUCACACUCGAGGUCUCCAGUGAUGGUGAAGAAUUGACCCCAGAAGAUAAUGUCAACGAUGUCUAUCACCCUCUCAAAUAUGAGACUGACCUGCUGUUCACACGAGAUUCCAACCCCUCCCGCUUUGAAAUCAAACCGGAGCUUUCACAAAACAAUCCAAACAAUGUCGGCCCAACAUUCAACCUCUCCUAUCAGAUCCAAAACUUGGGGCUCUUCCCUGUUAAUGACCUGCAGUUCACCCUAGAUGUCUAUGCAGUAACAAAGAAAAACAACCAACUCCUGCACAUCUCAGGCUUGGAUAUUGAUCAGACCUUUGUCUCAGACUGCACUCCUCUGCGUACCACAGCUCUGAACCCCCCCUCUCCUGAAGAUCUCUUUUCCACUCCACAACUGAAUCGGUCAAACAGUGUCUCAAUGUCAGCCCAGUGCAGCCUGACCCUGCCACCCCUGAAAGAGAUCAGUGUGACUGUUACAGGAUGGCUUAAUCUCCAUGCCCUACAAGCAGUAAAGUUUAAGAUGCUGAAGUUAGUGAUGACUGCAGCUAUUGAGCUUGAGCCAUCCAGUGUCAUGUUCCUGCGUGAGGAACGCCCUGAGAGACAUAUAAUCCUGGAGAUUAGAAAGGAGGAAGAUUACAGAAUUCCCAUCUGGAUUAUAAUUGGCAGCAUGCUGGGAGGCCUGCAGCUUUUGGCACUGCUGGUACUUGCUCUGUGGAAGCUGGGGUUCUUCCGUCGUCAGAGGCGAGAGGAGGAGGAUGAAGCCACUCAAGAAAAAACGACAGAAGAACGGUAA
Molecule: messenger RNA, 3564 nt
Organism: Chanos chanos (milkfish)
Lineage: Eukaryota; Metazoa; Chordata; Actinopteri; Gonorynchiformes; Chanidae
Gene: itga11b
Product: integrin, alpha 11b
Exons: 30
Coding region: 1-3564 (1187 amino acids)
Biological process (GO): cell-cell adhesion; cell-matrix adhesion; integrin-mediated signaling pathway
Cellular component (GO): external side of plasma membrane; integrin complex
Molecular function (GO): integrin binding
Source: RefSeq, a predicted model, not a curated record